This is a messenger RNA of Apus apus (common swift), 3159 nucleotides long. It is a transcript of the gene ARMC9, whose product is annotated as armadillo repeat containing 9. The transcript has 26 exons. The record is from RefSeq and is a predicted model, not a curated record. Lineage: Eukaryota; Metazoa; Chordata; Aves; Apodiformes; Apodidae. Gene Ontology annotation, cellular component: ciliary tip; ciliary basal body; centriole. Gene Ontology annotation, biological process: cilium assembly. Gene Ontology annotation, molecular function: protein binding. Bases 123 to 2588 code for a protein of 821 amino acids.
CGGCGGGGCACGGGAAGGAAGGCCUCGCCGCCCGUGGCCGUCGGGGUUUGCUCGCUUCCCGCCCCUCCGGCUGGCUCAGGAGCUGGUUUAUCAACGAUGAGAUGUAGCAGUGGCACUUAGUCAUGAUUGACACUUUAGACUCUGAAGCUCAGUUACUUGAACUAGUGAGAGAGUAUUUGGAUUUUGCUGGAUUUGAAGAAACAGUGAAAGUAUUCACAGAGGAGUGUGAAAUAAAGGAGAAGUCACUACCUAAACCAGGAGGUGUUUCCUCAAGAUGUUCAAAAGCUUUGUCUGUUCAGAAAGAUCUGCUUACAGCAUUUGAACAUGGUGAGCAGAAGGUUUUCUUCCAGCUCUGGGAGGAGCAUGUUUCACCUUCAAUCCGGAGCAAUGAUCAGAUUGCUCAGAAGCUGGAGUUCCAUCUUCAUGUCCACUUUGCCACCUACCUCUUGAAGAACUCUAUGGAAAAGUCUGACAAUGCUGAACUUGAGGAAAGGAUUUUUCUUUUUAAGGCAUAUCUGGAAAAAAAAGGAGCUCCACUAAGCCAGACUGCAGAGUUUCUUCCCUUCUAUGUUUUGCCUUUUGUUCCAAACCCCCUGGUACAUCCUUCAUUUAAAGAAAUUUUUCAGGAUUCUUGGACAUUGAAUUUGAGGACAAGAUUGGAAGAGUUCCUGUCUGUGACUCUUAAAACCAGUCAGACUCCACAACUUCUCACUUUAUUUAAAGAGAAUGGAGAGUGCAACAAAGAAACGUUGCAAAGUCUUCAAGAACAGUUAGUGAACUCUCAGAAACAAUAUAAUGACUUGCAGGAGAGCUACCAUAAUCUCAUUACAGUCAGUGCAGAUCUGGUGGAUUGCUUGGAGGCCACAGUCAAUGGCAAGACGAUCUCAGCAGAACAUCUUCAUAGCAUUUGUGUUCGCUUGUGUAGCAAUCAGAUGAGACAAAGUGUAGCUCAUAGUAUUGACUUCACAAGGCCUGGAACUGGAUAUUACUCUAUGAGCCCUUGUGAUGAUGGAUAUGCUUCCAAGAUAUUAAGAGCAUCUUCAGUCUCUGUGAACAUGCAGGAUGUGCCGUUGUUGCCCUCUGUGGAUUAUGAGAAGCUGAAGAAAGAUUUAAUUACAGGGAGCGAUCGUCUCAAGGCCUUCUUACUGCAGGCUCUGCGCUGGCGCUUGACAAAAUCAUAUCCUGGAGAACAGAGGGACACUGUUCUGCAAGCCUACAUCAACCAUGACCUCCUCGACUGCCACAGCAACUGUCAGGGAAGUGUCUUUAAAUUAUUUUGUUCUAAAAGUAACAUAGUCAGACAGUAUACAGCAAGGCUCAUCAAUGCUUUUACUUCAUUGUCAGAAGGUCGUGUCUACCUUUCUCAGAACCCAAUGUUGCUGCAAAUGCUGGAGGAGAGACUGAAAGCUGAAGACAAGGAUUCCCUUACAUGGAGGAAUGUUCUGGCAGCUCUGCAGAAAUUCAGCCUCAGGCGUGCUCUGCAGUCAGCAAUGAUUGAAGAUGGGCUCAUUUCCUGGCUGGUUGAUCUUCUAACAGAUAUAGAUUGCCUGUCUGAUUACACACUGGAAUAUUCUAUGGCCUUGUUCAUGAAUCUCUGUCUGCGGAGUGCAGGGAAGAAAUCGUGUGCAAGGUUUCCAAAACGUGUGCUGAAAGUUCUCUCUAGUCUUCUUGGCCAUGAGAAUCAUGAGAUACAAAGGUAUGUGAAUGGAGCACUGUACAGCAUUCUUGCUAUCCCUUCUGUCCGGGAAGAAGCCAGAGCAAUGGGAAUGGAAGAAAUUCUGCGUGAGUUUAUCAAGGAAGGAAAUGCAGAGAUGAUCCGUCAGAUCGAAUUUAUUAUCAAGCAGCUCAAUUCAGAAGAGCCAUUUAAUGAUAGUAUCGUGUCUGAUGAUGAGGAGGAAGAAGAUGAUGGGGAAGAGAACCACGAUGUCAUGGAGGCUGAUCUGGACACAGAGGAGGUUUUGCAGCCUCAACUGGGAGAGCUUGCAGGAGAGAAGCUGCUAACAACUGAGUACUUGGGAAUAAUGACUCAUGCUCCAAAACCCAAGAAGAAAUCCUUUCCUGUUUUGCAUCAGAGUAUAGAUGAGCCACUCCAGAGACCUGUGACACCAGGUUAUCACAGAACCGUGUCCUUAAUGCCAGAAAAUGAUACCAGUUAUUGUCCUGGUAAGGAUGAGAAGCUGCAGUCUCUACCAAGUGGUCCUCCAACUGCUUGUGGUGGGAGCAGGUCCAGCACAUCUGACACCUGCAUUUUGUCUUCAUCAGAUGAAAUGAAGUCAUCUGAAGUAUUCUCAUCAGGCUGUAGAAUGGACCAAAGCAUCCCAGAUGGUGACAAUGUCUCGUCCUCCCCACCUACCGACUUCACCCAGAACGAAGUAGAUGAGCGUAGUCACAGCGAGUUUCUCUAUGCCUUCAGCAGCAAACCCAAGAUCCCUCGCACUCCUGAACCUCAGAAUACCAGUCCUGGAAAGGAAAAAGUCCCAGCCAUUACCUCCCAGUGCUCUCGGUCUGGACCCAAACAAACAAGCCUUCCCAGCUCCUCAGGAUCAUCCACAAGUGGCAAACGGAGCAGACAGUCCAACAGGAAGUGAGAACAGUUCCUUUCCUCGAGAAUCACCUGUCCGUUGUUGAAGGACAGAGCCAGCUUCCUGUAAUGAAGCUUCACUGAUGACCUCCUGAGAAGAGUGAGAUUACUGACAUUGCACGGUGUACACUUUGCACGGGGAUUCAAGAAUUAUCUGAUGGGAUGCAGGUGUUGUCAUCUCUAAAGCUGGCUAAGACAAGGGCUCCGUUAUUACAAUUUAAGGUCUGCCUGGAGCAGCCUUGUCUGGAGUGAGAUCUCUGUUUGGUCAUCAGAGACUGGAGAGAAAGAAUUUCAUCAACUUGUGGCUGACUUGUGGCAGGUGAAAAACUGGCAGUGCCCACAGCAGCACCCAUGCUCAGCUCUGAGGAUCUGAUCACCACCUUUAUCUGCAGCAAUUAUUUCUAUUCUUUCUUCUUAUCUUUGGUUUUUUUUGGUUGGUUGGUUGUGUGGGUUUUUUUUCCUUAAUUUUGCUCUUUAAAAUUUGGGGCAUGAAUAAUAUUUUUUUUUUCCAUUUGAAUGAAGAACUUUUUCUUCAUUCAUAGGAGAAACCAUGAGAAUAUGAAGCCAUUUUCUUUUUA